Molecule: messenger RNA, 1449 nt
Organism: Camellia sinensis
Lineage: Eukaryota; Viridiplantae; Streptophyta; Magnoliopsida; Ericales; Theaceae
Source: RefSeq, a predicted model, not a curated record
AUGGUACAAACCAAGCAAUCAAAACGAAGAAUCCUGAUCAUUGGUAGUGAUGUGCUGAUGAAGAAGCUGUCGAUUAAGGCUGAAUGGAAGUCAGAUCUGAUUCGAUAUGCUUUUGAGCUGCUGAAAAAUCCUUUAUGGAAGAGGAAUUACGACAUAUUCGGUAUUGACGAGCACAUUCAUGUUCUUGAUAGUAUCAAGGAGCGACAUGCUGGGACAAUUUUUUCUGAAAUUGACCUUCCAUUGCUGGAGUCUGCUUCCUUUGAUCUAGGAGAUCAUGAUUUUGAGGUCAUCACCUCUGGGAAGUUUCUGUCUAAGUUUGAAAAUUCAAAGGCAUUGCUAAUUCAGGUAUUUUCAUUUGGGAGUAACCGCUCUGCACAAUUUUCUAAUAACUGGAAGAAAAUUGCUUCUCUGUUGGAUGGCAUGGCAAAUACUGGAAUGGUUGAACUUGGAGAAGUUCAGCUUGCUACUUACCUUGCUGAGAAGACAUUUACAGGGCAGCCUUCCUUUCAAAAUGGCUUGCCUUCACUCAUUGCAUUUCCCUCUGGAUGUAACACUGCAAAUUGUCUAAUUAGCUACAAAGUUUUGUGGGAAAAAGCAGUCCUCAUAAGGUUUGGAGUGGAAUCUGCACCUGCAAUUGUAUUUUUAAAAGAACAUGGUGUUAAACCUGUUGUGUACCAUGGACCUGCCAACAAUUCAUGGUUUGUAGAUAUAAUGGAACAGAAUAAACAUCAAGAGCUUCCACAAUUGAGAAGUGUGACGUCCAUGGAGCUGGGUUGUCAUGCCCGUGGCUAUUCUCGUGCUGGAAAUGUAACGGCAAUUUGGUACUGUGUUAUUCUAUCAGGAAGAUCAAGCCCAGAACUCAACAAAAUGCGUGCAACUCUGCGCAGGAUCCAAGAAGCACUGUCCGCAGUUGAUAACGAUCAGCCAUCGUCGUCAGCGGCUGUUGCACUGAAGGAAAAGCGGUUGACAUUUACCUGGCUUGAUGGGGAAGCCCAACAAAGAGCAAAAACUCCUGCACUUGUUCCCGAAGAUGCAGAUCCUAUUUGGUCAGUAGGUGCCAAAACCAUUCUAUCCAAAGGGACAGGAAUGAAACAGAGAAUUGGUAGCAUCAUGAAUGGAAUCCACAAUCGCCUGGGAGAUCCAAGGAUCGGCCCAGUCUUACUCUUGGGAGCAUUGAUGUCUUUUGGUGGUAUCUGGCUACGAAGGAGCCAAUCAACUCAUCCAAGUCAAUCAAAUAAUAAAACUCAACUGAGCAAAAAAGUAAGUCAUGGCAGAUUGUGCUCCUGGGAGCAUUGUCAUUGUUAUUUUUUGUUCCAGCUAUUAUCUUCAACUCCAAUCCAAUGUAAUUUCAUUGAUAUUCUUCUGACUCAUGAUUAUUCCUUUCUUUUAUUUCCCUUUUCUACUUUUCAGCAUCACUAUUUUCCUUGUAAUUACUUUUUAUAUAUGUAA